Aspergillus sclerotioniger CBS 115572 is the source of this 1131-nucleotide messenger RNA. RefSeq lists its product as uncharacterized. Bases 96 to 947 code for a protein of 283 amino acids. NCBI's taxonomy places the organism in Eukaryota, Fungi, Ascomycota, Eurotiomycetes, Eurotiales, Aspergillaceae. The transcript has a single exon. The record is from RefSeq and is a predicted model, not a curated record.
UACUAGUAGUAGUAACUCAACCAACCUUCCAGUUUCCUUUCACCCACCCAACAUUCACACCAACCACCACCCUCUACCCUGCAACACAACACACAAUGCCCCCAUCAAAAACAACAACCAGACUUCUCAUCCUCCUCACACCCCCCGCCCUCCUAACCUACACCACCCACCGCUACCUCUCCACCCUCGAAGCCAAAUAUCCCCCCGUCGACCCAACCACCACCACCAGCCUCGCUCUCCGCACACCAAGCAGCCCAACUCAACAUUGUCCGGAGAUAGAUGUCUACGAAGCGCGUGCAGUGCCCGUGAAGUCCCUUCUCAAGAGAUACAAACAUAUCCUCCAAAUCAAUGGACAAUCUCAACUCAUCACCGCCGAAGACAACCCCCCAAAAAAUGAAAAAGAAAGGAGAAAAGAAACCCUAACCAAAUCCUGGACCCUCACUUUCCUCAACACGGCUCCCCUCCUCCACGAAGCGAGUAUCUUCGGCCUGUUCUUGAACAGGUCCUACUCGCCAGGAGAUACAGGCCUUACUACACUAACCUCUACACCGACAACCAAAAAGGGGGAAAGAUUGCUGAACGGCAUCUUCACUAUUGAAUCCUUCACCCCGUCCCAUUCCCCCUCCACACCAAAUACACUACCAGGUUUAAUCCUCUCCUGGUCCAUACCCCCCGAACCUAUACUAUUCUUCGAGAAAAUGGCAAAAUGGGGCUAUCCAUUCCGGUUAAUGAGUGGCGGACGACACGAAAUCGGCAUUUCACCCGUAUAUAUCCAUGAAGGGGAAGAGGUCGUCGAUGUACGAUUCGCCUCAGCCCACGACUACGAGGUUCUAGAGUCCGAAGGGGGAUUAGAAUCCCAGAAAAUGAUUCCGAAGUGGACGGGGAGGUUACAUAGAGGCUAUGCUCGAUUCCUUCUCCAUUCUGCUAUUCAGGAUUUGGAGAUUUGAUGGGAAUUGUGUCUGUCGGGCUGUUGAUAUUAGGGUACGGGGAUGAGAGGUGUGGUUCAAUUGAUGAUUUGGUGGGAUAUAUAUACUACUUAACCACCACAGACUAGUUAAAUUAUAUAGGAUAGAGUAAAUAACUCCCCUCUCCAUACAUACAUACAUACAUACAUACAUACAUACAUCCCCC